AUGACAGAAAAGCAGGACACUGAAGCGGCUUUCCCUGGCCCCAACUCCGAUCAGGGGACGAAGGACAUUUCUCCCGAAGAAGGCCUGCGCGGUUGGCUUUGUGUUGUAGGAGGGUUCUUUGCGCUCUUUGCCAGUUUUGGUUUUCUUAAUGUCAUCGGUCUUUUUCAAAGCACGUAUCAAGCGACUACCCUGCGAGAUUAUAGCCCUUCGACUAUUUCAUGGAUCUUCGCCAUGCAACUGGCAUUGAUGUGGGGACCCGGUCCUUUCUUUGGCCGCCUUGUCGAUAAUUUUGGCCCAGGAGUGGUCCUGUACCCCUGCAGUACACUCUGUGUGUUUGCGUUAUGCAUGACUAGUCUGGCAACAGAAUAUUAUCAGAUCUUCCUGGCGCAGGGCCUGGCGUUUGGUAUUGGAGCGGGCGGUGUCUUUACCACAGCGUUGGUAUGCGUGGGGCAAUGGUUCAUUCGACGGCGAGGGCUAGCAAUUGGCAUAGUCACGGGGGUCAUCUUUCCGGUCUUCUUCAUCAAGAUAAGGGCUCAUGUCGGCUUCUACGGGGCUGUCCGAUAUACAGCUCUCUUUGUCGGCAUUCUACUCAUUUCGUCUUGCCUUCUCAUUCGAAGUCGUCUUCCUCGAAAAGCAUGGGACCCUAAGUUGACAUGGUUCAAUUUCGGCCUUCUCAAGGAUAAACAGUUUGCUUUGUACAUGGCCGGGUCUUGGUUGGUCAUGUGGGGCCUCUGGGCUCCUUUCGACUUCCUGCCCAGUAUGGCCCAGAGUAUCGGAUUUUCACCUGAUAUGGCAAUCUAUCUUAUCUCAUGCAUCAAUGCUUCCUCUAUUCCUGGUCGUAUUCUCCCCGGCUAUCUGGGGGAUCGUUUCGGAUUAUAUAAUGCAUUCACGGCAGUUUCCUUGGGAUCAGGACUCGCGAUUCUCACCCUGUGGGCCCCAUUUAACUACCACCACUCACAUGCAGCUCUCAUUGUCUUUGCCCUAGUCUACGGCUUUAUGAGCGGCUCAUGCGUGAGUCUCCUCAUGCCAUGCGCGGCAAAGGCAGGCAAGAUUGAGACCCUGGGGCAGCGUUUUGGAACAUACCAAAUUAUCAUGUCCAGCUCUCCACUGACCGGUCUACCAAUUAUGGGCGCGAUUCUCGCCAGGCAAGACGGAGAGAGCUAUAUUGGCCUCCAGAUGUUUGGGUUUUCUGCCUUGACUUUGGGGGCAAUCCUCGUUGCUAUAUCUACGUGGAUCUUACGCCAGAGAAACGAGACUUGGAAGGUUUAG
Messenger RNA from Penicillium daleae, 1269 nucleotides. Its product is annotated as major facilitator superfamily domain-containing protein. Gene Ontology annotation, molecular function: transmembrane transporter activity. NCBI's taxonomy places the organism in Eukaryota, Fungi, Ascomycota, Eurotiomycetes, Eurotiales, Aspergillaceae. The transcript is spliced from 5 exons. Bases 1 to 1269 code for a protein of 422 amino acids. The record is from RefSeq and is a predicted model, not a curated record. Gene Ontology annotation, cellular component: fungal-type vacuole membrane. Gene Ontology annotation, biological process: transmembrane transport.